AUGUUAAAAGACUGUAUAGAGUUUGCAAAAGGAUGCCAAGAAUGCCAGAUGCAUGGAGGCAUCCAACACGUCCCUGCAAGUGAAUUGCAUGCCAUUGUGAAACCUUGGCCAUUUAGAGGUUGGGAUUUAGAUGUGAUUGGGGAAAUAAAACCAGCUUCGUCAAAACAGCAAAGGUAUAUUUUGGUCGGUAUUGACUAUUUCACAAAGUGGGUCGAAGCUAUAGCCUUAAAAAAUGUCGAUCAGGAAGCUGUGAUAGACUUGAUACAAGAUCACAUUAUAUGUCGAUUCGGCAUACCAGAAGCCAUUACAACCGACCAAGGAACAGUGUUUACAGGACAGAAGAUGCGAGAGUUUGCUAAAGAAGUUGGCAUAAGAUUAUUAACGUGGACACCAUACUACGCCCAGGCGAACGGUCAAGUCGAAGGCGCUAAUAAGGUAAUAAUUAGCCUAAUAAAAAAACACGUAGGAAAGAAGCCAAAAACUUGGCAUCAGUCAUUAAGCCAAGCUCUGUGGGCAUGUAGAACAUCUCCCAAAGAAGCAACUGGCACCACACCAUUUCGUCUGACAUAUGGACAUGAUGUCGUACUACCAGUCGAAAUAUACGUCCAAUCAGUGAGGAUACAGAGGCAACACGAAAUGUCAUCCGAAGACUAUUGGAAUAUGAUGAUGGAUGAGCUCGUUGAUUUAGAUGAAGAAAGAAUGUUGGCUCUAGAUUCAUUGAGAAGACGAAAAGACAAAGUAGCCAGAGCUUACAACAAAAAGGUAAAAAACAAGGUGUUCGCUAUUAACAAUUUAGUCUGGAAAGUGGUAUUGCCUAUGGACAUAAACGAUAGGGUUCUAGGAAAGUGGUCACCAAAUUGGGAAGGACCGUUCAAGGUAAUACAAGUCUUUACCAACAACGCCUAUGAGUUAGAGGAGUUAGCCCCAGAUCGACGGAUUAUCAGGGUAAAUGGCAAAUACUUAAAGGAGUAUAAACCUACUCUUCAGGAGCUCACUAUUUCGACAACGUAG
This is a messenger RNA of Vicia villosa (hairy vetch), 1011 nucleotides long. RefSeq lists its product as uncharacterized. Bases 1 to 1011 code for a protein of 336 amino acids. The record is from RefSeq and is a predicted model, not a curated record. The transcript has a single exon. NCBI's taxonomy places the organism in Eukaryota, Viridiplantae, Streptophyta, Magnoliopsida, Fabales, Fabaceae. Gene Ontology annotation, molecular function: nucleic acid binding. Gene Ontology annotation, biological process: DNA integration.